Triticum aestivum (bread wheat) is the source of this 850-nucleotide messenger RNA. Its product is annotated as low molecular mass early light-inducible protein HV90, chloroplastic-like. NCBI's taxonomy places the organism in Eukaryota, Viridiplantae, Streptophyta, Magnoliopsida, Poales, Poaceae. Bases 176 to 697 code for a protein of 173 amino acids. The record is from RefSeq and is a predicted model, not a curated record. The transcript has a single exon.
CGCACACGCAGCUCGUCACGGGUUGGCUCGCGCGGAGCACGGCCUAUAAAAUUGUGCCCACUCCCUCUGAACAAAACAUCAAGCAAACACUCAGCGACAUAGCAAUCAUCUUUGCCUGUUACAGCAUCUGUAGCUUUUUUCUGUCCUUUCGUCACUUUCCGCCCGCGGCUGAUCAAUGGCGACUGUGAUGGCCAUGAGCUCCUUGGCCGGUGCCGCCGCCGUCCUGCCGCGCGGCUCGGCAGGCCGCCUCGGCGCCAAGUCUCUGCCAGCGCUGGGCCGGCGCGCCCUCGUCGUCAGGGCCCAGACCGAGGGCCCCAGCGCACCACCGCCAAACAAAUCCAAGACCAGCACCUCGAUUUGGGACGCGCUGGCGUUCAGCGGCCCUGCGCCGGAGCGCAUCAACGGACGCCUUGCCAUGGUUGGCUUCGUGACGGCGCUUGCGGUGGAGGCAGGCCGCGGCGACGGGCUCCUCUCCCAGCUCGGCAGUGGCACCGGGCAGGCGUGGUUCGCCUACUCUGUGGCGGUCCUGUCCGUGGCGUCGCUGGUGCCACUGCUCCAGGGCGAGAGCGCCGAGGGCAGAGCCGGCGCCAUCAUGAACGCCAACGCGGAGCUCUGGAACGGCCGCUUCGCCAUGGUUGGACUCGUCGCUCUGGCGGCCACCGAGAUCAUCACGGGCGCACCCUUCAUCAAUGUGUAAAACUAGCUUUGUUGUCAACCGGAUAACACAAUGUGUAGUUAGCUAGUAGGACAUGUAAAUGAUGAGAACUGAUCAUCCUCGUAUUCUUUGUAGUAGUAUUACUAAUUAAGUAAUUAAAGACGGUUUAUCUUUCUUUUUUCUCACUCGAAAUAU